UUUAGAAAUAAGUGAAAUAUAUAUCUAUAAAUGGAAGGUGCACCAGCUAGUAGAGGUGGAUUCCGCGGUGGUCGUGGUGGUCCCGGUGGUCCUAUGAGAGGACGCGGAGGUUUCGGAGACAGGGGAAGGGGUGGACCUCCAAGAGGAGGAGGAGGUAUGAUGAGAGGUGGUAGAGGUAGUGGACCUGGAGGUGGUAUGAGAGGUGGACCACCUGGAAUGAGAGGCAGAGGUGGUCCUCCUGGUAGAGGUGGUCGUGGUGGUGGACAUUUUCCUCCUGGAGGACCACCAGAUCCAGGAAUGUCUAGUGGUCCAGGAGGUGGUGGACCACCAUUGCCAGGAAUGGGAGGUCCACCACGUGGUGGCAGUAGAGGAGGUGGAAGCAGUGGUUUUCGAGGUAGAGGAAGAGGUGAUUUUGGUAGAGGAGACAAUCGUGGAGGUAAUAGUAAUUUUCGAGGUAGAGGAGGAAUGGAUAGAGGCAGCAGAGGAGGAUCUAGAGGAGGAUCUGGGAGAGGUGGUCCAGGAGGCAGAGGUUUUGGAGAUCGUGGAAGCAGAGGUAGUGGACGCGGUGGUGGUGGUCCAUCAAAAAGAGGUGGUGGACCUCCAGGUUCAAGUGGACCUUCAAAAAGACCAAGAUUUGAUCAGCCAUCUUCUCAACCUGCAAAUGGUUAUGCGACACAACCACCAAGUCAAGGCGGAUAUGGAGGAAGUACUAGCAAUGCCUAUGGUGGAGGACAGCAACAACCACAACAGCAACAGCCUGUGGGAUAUGGUGGCGGUUAUGGAUCACAAAAUUAUACUCAAUCAUCAUAUCAAAGUUAUGAAAGUUAUCAGCAACCUCCAGAUUAUGGUCAAACAGCUGGAUAUCCACCAUCAGCAGCUACUGAUAGUAGGUAUGGUGGAGCACCUACUGUACCAGCUACAGGAGCUUUCAGUGCUGGUGAUCCUUACAGUUAUGGCAAAGCACCACCAUCAGCCAAUUACCAGCAGGAGGCAGUGGUAGCAGUAGCAGGGGGUGGGGGUGCAGGUUAUGCCCCCAUUAACUCUUACGAUGACCGAUCUUCUAAUGCCACUUCUAUGACCAACAGGGGUGGUUACUCGACACAACUUUAUGAUUACUCGAGUCAAGAUGGUGUAUAUGGAAAACAAGAUUAUGGUGGCAGUGCUGGUUACCAAAACGCCCAGUCUCAGCGACGUUAUUAAAUUACACAUACAACUAUUUAAUUCUAAAUAUUUAGAUAACAUUUCUUUUUUCCAAAUUUAAAAAAUAAAAGUAUAUCGUUCCUAGCGCGUGAAAAAGUUGGACAAAUAUUAUUUGUCAUGAACACUAAGUGUUUUAUAAUUAAUAAUUUAUUUGUCACUAUGACAAAUUUUUAUAUUCAAAUGAAAAAAGUGAGCUGAAAAAAAGAAUAAUGCUUUCUAAUGAAAUUUGUGAUUUUCUAUCUUUGUCGCGCGCAUGGAAGACGCGGUAAGACCAAACGAUUGUUUAAUUAUUAUAAAAAAUUAUAAAAAAAAAAGUAUAAAUGACAUGAACAUUUUAUACUUGACUUAGCAGUAUAGCAUUCUAUUCUUUUUGUCAUGUUUGGCUAACGAUAUUACUUUAGAAUUAAGUUGAGUUGAUGUACAGUUUAUCUUUUUUUUUCUGUAUCUUAAAAAGCAAUCUGCGAUUGUGAAACAUUAUUAAAUCGUAAUUAUCUUCAUUGUAAUUAUUAAGGACAAAGAUAUUUACGCUAUUUGUAAAGUCAUUAAUCGGUUAAUCAUUGUGAACAUACACAUACAUAGCUCAAUGAUAUUAAAAAAUUUUAAAUAUAAAAAAAAUGAAUAUUUUAUAUUCUGUAUAAAAAAAAAGAAAAAGCAAUUGUAUUUUGUGGUGUAUUUUGUUUUACAUUUAACCGAAUUGAAAAAAAGAAUCGUGUAUCAGAAUAUGAUGCCCUCCCUUAUUAUGCGUUUAAUAAUGCGAUAUUUUGAUUCUGAAAAUAUAUUAAUACAAAAAACAAACUUAUAAUAUAAUAGAUCAGUCUUACUGUUGCGACAUUUCAUUUCAUAUACAUAUAUAUGAAUCAAUUUAUAUGUAGUUUUAACAUGUAGAGCUCAAUUUUUGCGUGAGUUAUAUAUAAAAUGCUCUGCUUAGUGGUGAUAAAAAAGUUUUUUGUUUUUGAGACAUCAAAUGAAAAAAUAUUAGAAAACUUAUCAAUAAUGUUAGGAAUUUAUUUUAAUUAUAAUUUAAAUAUUAAUCGCAGAUUGAAAUGUCACAUCGGCAGAGACAAUCAAAAUUCAAUAUUAGCGAUUAAAAAAAUAGAUAUUUAUAUGAAAUCGAAAAGCGAUGUAUUAUAAAUUAUUCAAGGUUCAAUAUGCAUGAAUACGAAAAAAUGUUCCAAUCAGUUGUGUACGUUAAAGUACAUAAAAAUUAUAUAAGACAAAUAAUGUGGUCUUAUAUUCUGUUUAUUAUUAUAAGUUAUUAUGAAAUUGUCUAAAAACUGUAUUAAAAGUCAGCGUCGCAUGUCAUUGGUAUAGUGAUAGUGAAUCAAUUUAAUUGUUGUAAGUAUUAGAGUAAUAACAAGCGAAAUGAAAAGAAACUUUGAAAAAAAGAACCAUGAAAAAAA
Apis dorsata (giant honeybee) is the source of this 2600-nucleotide messenger RNA. Its product is annotated as glycine-rich protein DOT1-like. The transcript is spliced from 10 exons. Lineage: Eukaryota; Metazoa; Arthropoda; Insecta; Hymenoptera; Apidae. Bases 31 to 1200 code for a protein of 389 amino acids. The record is from RefSeq and is a predicted model, not a curated record.